Messenger RNA from Ostrea edulis (European flat oyster), 4655 nucleotides. RefSeq names its product receptor-type tyrosine-protein phosphatase T-like. Gene Ontology annotation, molecular function: protein tyrosine phosphatase activity. The record is from RefSeq and is a predicted model, not a curated record. The transcript is spliced from 29 exons. Lineage: Eukaryota; Metazoa; Mollusca; Bivalvia; Ostreida; Ostreidae. Bases 1 to 3804 code for a protein of 1267 amino acids. Gene Ontology annotation, biological process: protein dephosphorylation.
AUGCGAGUUGAAAGACGUGAUUUUCGACCACAAACAGGAAGUGCUGCAAUGAUUUUCAUCGCCGUUCAGUUACUACAGCUUCUGACAAUUAUUGUGGCUUAUGAAAAUCUAGCACUACGGAAACCUGCAUGGCAGCAACAUAAUUUUACUGGUCAAGAAGUAAACUGGGGAGCAGCAAAGGCUGUGGACGGACUGUAUACUAACCGCUCAGCAGGAGGAAACCAAUGUACUAUAUCUAACACGGGUGAAACAACAGCGACAUGGAGAGUGGAUCUGAAGAGUUUAGUCAGCAUCAGUCACAUUAACAUCUACUACAGGACGGAUGGUCGUCCGAGCCCCGGUGCGUAUUAUGAUCGAUUUGCUGGGUUCUUCCUUUACGUGUCCAACACCACGUCAAAGGAUGACGGUCAUCUUUGUUUCCAUGAGAUACAGAAUGUGAACGGUACUCCAGUAGAGAACCAGACAAUAAGUUGUUCUGUUCAUGGACGAUAUGUCAUAUACUACAACGAACGGAGGAUACCGGGUGUUACGCAUCCUACUUAUUACUCAGAAUACGCAUUCAAUGAACUUUGUGAGUUGCAAGUUGAAGGAUGCCCUGACCCAACAUUUUAUGGAGUGAACUGUGACCAACUGUGUCCCGACGGAUGUCAAGAGAAACGGUGUGACGUCAAGACGGGCCACUGUCUGGGGUGUAGACCGGGUUAUCAAGGUCUCCGCUGUAGUCUGGUGUGUGGUGUACAGACAUACGGGCUGGAGUGCUCUUCCUCAUGUGGUAACUGUAGUGAUGGAGAGACCUGUCACCAUGUCAACGGCACGUGUCUAAAUGGAUGUAACGAGGGAGUGGAGGGAGAGAAAUGUCAGACACAAUGUCAACCAGGGUAUUAUGGAAAAGACUGUGAGGCGUUAUGCAGUGACAACUGUAAUGUGACCAAUCGAUGUAACCGAUUUACAGGGGAUUGUGAUGGAGGUUGUAAACCGGGAUGGCAGGGGACACGGUGUGACGACAUAUGUAACGAACAGAAGUAUGGGCCGGAAUGUUCUCUGUCGUGUGGUAACUGUAGUGAUGGGGAGAUAUGUCACCAUGUCAACGGCACAUGUCCACGAGGAUGUGAUGAGGGCGUGAACGGGGACGAAUGUCAGACAGAAUGUCAGCCAGGGUACUAUGGUAAAAACUGUAGGGAGAUAUGCAGUGACAACUGUAAUGUGACCAAUCGAUGUAACAGAUUUACAGGGGAGUGUGAUGGAGGCUGUAAACCGGGAUGGCAGGGGACACGGUGUGACGACAAAUGCCAGCCAGGGUACUAUGGUAAAGAUUGUAGGGCGGUAUGCAGCGACAACUGCUUUGUGAACAAUCGAUGUAACCGCUUUACAGGGGAGUGUGAUGGAGGCUGUAAACCGGGAUGGCAGGGGGAACUGUGUGACGACAAAUGUUUGCCUGGGUAUUAUGAUAAAGAUUGUAGGGCCGCCUGUAGCGAAAACUGUGUGAACACCUCUCGUUGUAACCGAUUUAACGGGGAGUGUGAGGCAGGCUGUAAAUCGGGAUGGCAGGGAAAGCUGUGUGACAAAAUUUGUGUGGAAAUGACUUGGGGGAUUAAUUGUAGCAAGACCUGUGACGAUUCAUGUGUGGGUCAAAUUUGCAAUCAUACCACGGGAGUAUGUUCGAAAUACAUUGAGCCUCCAGGUUCACCAGUACUUUCGAUAGUCGGUGGAGUCAUUGCAGCCAUUAUCGUAAUCAUCAUCGCUGUUAUUUCCUUGAUAUUGUUCCGACGAUUUAAAUCUCCGAAGCAAGAAAACCAAGCCAACGUGAACAGAGGAAGACGGACCGGAACUUCUUCUUUAAGCUUAUUCCAUGAAGCCGACCUAAAAACUUCCAAGAUGGAUUACACGAAUAUUUAUGAAAACAUUGAGUCAACGUCAAAAAAGUUUGAAGAAAUCAAAGAUUCCAAAAUCAACCGGAAACCAGGUAACCCUGACAUAAAGCAGAAAUCGAAGAAAAUCGAUAAAGAAGACGAUACUGACGUUGACGAGAAAGUACAUGAGGAUAACCCAUAUGGAGAGUACUUGAACGAAGAGAUUAUCCCGGAUAUAUUACUAGAAAAACUGGAACAUGUUAUUAAAGAAAAAGCAAAAGACGAUGACGAUGGCUUUAAAAAGGAAUACGCGACAUUGCCGUACGGUGAGAAACGCGCCUGUAACGCCGGGAAACGCCCAGAAAACACGACAAAGAACAGAUACAAGACAACGUAUCCAUAUGACCAUUCUAGAAUCCGAUUGAACGGCGGAAAGUCUGACUAUAUUAACGCCAAUUUUAUUGAUGACACAGAACAGAAAAAUGCAUAUAUUGCGGCACAAGGACCUAAGAAAGGCACGUUGUCCGACUUCUGGGUCAUGGUGUGGCAGGAGAAUGUCAAACAAAUCGUCAUGGUCACCGGCCUACAGGAGGGAUCCAAGAUAAAGUGCACUCAGUACUGGCCAGACAGUGAGACAGUUGGUACCUAUGGCGUGUUUUCAAUACUAAACCAGGAAGAGAAACACUACGCAUUUUAUGUAAUCCGGAGAUUCAGAGUCACCCAUACAGAGUUCGGAACCUCUCGCAUUGUCACACAUUAUCAUUACACCGCCUGGCCGGAUCAUGGGACACCGGAACCCCUGUGUCUUGUAGCAUUCCAUGACCACGUGACAAGGACACAGAAUAAACAAAUCACUUGUCCAGUUUUAGUACACUGCAGUGCUGGUAUUGGUCGAACAGGGACCUAUAUUGCUAUAGAUGCUUUAUACAAUGCCAGCAAGACUUUAAGGAAAAUCAACAUUGCAGAAUACGUGAAAGAGAUGAGGAAAAAUAGGAUGAAUAUGGUCCAGACCUAUGAUCAAUACAAAACAAUUUUCUUGACACUCAAUGCUAUGAUCAAAGCACCAUUCCAUGUGCAAAAUAAAACUGAAUAUAUCAAGAAAUUGGAGUCGAUGACUAAAGAUCAACCAGCCAAUGAAAGUGAACUUAGACAGGAGUUCAAGAAUUUACUCAGUGUGCGGCCAUCGUACACUGAAGUUGAUUACAAGUUCGCUCUACAUGCUGGGAAUGAAAUAUCUUCCAUCCUACCACUUGACAAGUACAGUCUCUUCCUGACCUCCAGUGUACCAAACCGUACCAAUUACAUCAAUGCAAUUAAUCUUCCUUCUUUCACCAACAACAAGGCAUUUAUUGUAACACAUUAUCCACCACCAGAGGACGCAGUUGACUUUCUGCGCCUGCUUACAGAUCAUGAAUCCCAAGUAUUGAUUUGUAUGGAUCCCCUCACCAAUGUGGCGUCAAGCAAGAAUUGGCUGCCAAGGAUGGGUUGUUCCCUUAGUGUAUCUCCAUUCACCGUACACUGCAAGCAAGAGGAAAUCACGAAGUUUAAGUGCACCACAGUAGAUAUUGUUCGGAAUGGGAUGGAUAAUGAAACAUGUUCUGUUGUAAUUGUGGAGCCAAUCUGUAAUCUGAAAUCAAGCGGACAUUCCAAUCAAACAUCACAGUUACUUAGUCUGGUGUCCUUUGUGCUACACCGGAAAGUUGAAAUGCCCAUCACAAUAGCUAGCAGUGAUGGAGCAGAGAUGUGUGGAACAUUUUGUACUGUUCACAAUGUAGUACAACAGCUGUCAUUGGACGGACACCUUGAUGUGUUUUCGACGAUUCGCCAGCUGCAAAUCAGACGUCCAGAGUUAUGUUUCUCCAUGGAUGAAUACAGGAUGAUCCAUGAUGCUGUGUUGGAGUAUAUUCGGACACAGGAGAAGUCUUCUGAUGCCAAUCUUUACUUCAACCAAUGAACGAAACAUCACCUGAUAUCAACGUUUGCUUCAAUCAACGAACACCAAUUCACAUUAUAACAAUAUUUACUUCAACUAAUGAACAACAAAUUACAAGACAUCAGUGUUUAUUUUAACCAAUGACGACACAGCACCUGCUAUUAAUGAUUAUUUCAACCAAUGGACGUCAAUUCACAUUAUAGCAAUAUUUACUUCAACUAAUGAACGACAAAUUACAAUAUAUCAGUGUUUAUUUUAACCAAUGACGACACAGCACCUGCUAUCAAUGAUUAUUUCAACCAAUGGACGUCAAUGCACAGUAUAACAAUUUUUACUUCAACCAAUGAAGGACGCAACUCCUGAUAUCAAUGUUUAUUGAAACCAGCGAAUGUCAAUAGUCAUUCACAUAUGCUACUUACUUAUAUACUUUAUUAAAAAUAGAUGUUAACGGUAAACCUACAACUCAUUUUUAUAAGAAAUGGGAUGAUUUCAUCUUAUCAAUCGUCAAUUUCCAAUAGCUAUGUAGUAAUAUCCCAUUAUUACCUGCAUGUGGUGUUUAUAUAUCUCAAGUGAUUCAAUACGCAUGAACGUGUUCUACGUAUGAUCAAUAUCGAGGUAGGCUACUGAUAAACAAUUUCAUGUUACAGGGGUGUCAACAGUGUCUUUUAAAGGCAGCAUUUUACAAAUUAUAUGGUCUGCAUGGUUGUUAUAAUGAUCAAAUUUGCCAAUACAACCUAUCAUUGGGUCAAUUGCUGCCUGACUUGUUUCAUGUCGAUUCGACACACUGAUUUUGACCACGGAAAAUAUAAGGCUCACGGUGAGUGUGACCGGUGGACAGGUAAUGUUUACUCCUCCUAGGUACAUGAUCCCAC